AUGUCGACGAAUUCUCACAUCGAGAUGAUCAAUAAAAUGAAGGCCGGUAUCGAACAUCAGGCCAGAACCAAUGCAGAUUCAAUGCGUGAGCAAGCUAUUCACGAAGCUGAGCGUUAUCACGCAAAAAAUGUUUACCAAGCUAUCAGUAAAAUUGAUGCUGAUAAUCAAUUAGUUGAAAAGAACAUUCGUGCUCAGAAAGCCGUUCAGCUUUCUGUUGUCAACGGCCAACAAAGAAAGAAAUUACUCAACUGCCGUCAAGAAGCCAUCGAUAAAGCUCUUCUUAAGGCUGAAAAUAAGCUCAAAGAAUACGUCAAAACAUCCAAAUAUGAUGAAACACUCUACAAGCUCUGCCUUGAGGGUCUUAUCGCUUUAUCUGAUCCUGAAGUUCAACUUGCUGUCAGAUCUGCUGAUGCUGAGAAGGUCAAGGGAUUCAUUCCAAGACUUGCUGAUGAAUUUAAAGAAAAAUCACAGAAGGAAGUCGUUCUUUCAUUAGCUGAAUACGUUGUUGAUGACUCUUGCAUUGGUGGUGUUGUUCUUAUUUCUCAUGAAGGUACUAUUCAGAUGUCAAAUACAUUAAAGGAUCGCCUUCACCUCGCUUGCACAGACUUAUAUCCAAAGAUCCGUAAGAUCCUUGUAGAUUAA
Messenger RNA from Trichomonas vaginalis G3, 642 nucleotides. RefSeq names its product proton-transporting ATPase activity, rotational mechanism. Gene Ontology annotation, cellular component: proton-transporting two-sector ATPase complex, catalytic domain. The transcript has a single exon. Gene Ontology annotation, molecular function: proton-transporting ATPase activity, rotational mechanism. The record is from RefSeq and is a predicted model, not a curated record. The coding region runs from base 1 to 642 and encodes 213 amino acids. Gene Ontology annotation, biological process: proton transmembrane transport. Lineage: Eukaryota; Parabasalia; Trichomonadida; Trichomonadidae.